This is a messenger RNA of Pterocles gutturalis (yellow-throated sandgrouse), 691 nucleotides long. It is a transcript of the gene TTC33, whose product is annotated as tetratricopeptide repeat domain 33. The annotation marks the transcript as partial. Lineage: Eukaryota; Metazoa; Chordata; Aves; Pterocliformes; Pteroclidae. Gene Ontology annotation, molecular function: protein binding. The transcript is spliced from 3 exons. The record is from RefSeq and is a predicted model, not a curated record.
GUACCGAGAAGCUAUCCACAAGUGGGAUGAAGCACUUCAGUUAACUCCAGAGGACGCUACUCUUUAUGAGAUGAAAUCACAGGUCCUGAUGUCUUUACAAGAAAUGUUCCCAGCAGUGCAUGCAGCAGAAAUGGCUGUUCAGCGAAACCCACGUUCCUGGGAUGCCUGGCAGACUUUGGGACGUGCCCAGCUUGGAUUAGGAGAGAUAGCACUGGCAAUCCGAAGUUUCCAGGUAUCCCUACACAUCUUUCCAAUGAACCCUGAAGUAUGGAAAGAGGACCUUUCCUGGGCAAGAAAACUACAUGAACAGCAGAAAGCAACAAAGACUGAGGCAGUGCAAGCACUGGUUAAGGAAAAAGAGCUUACACAAGGAUCAAUCCCAGACUAUGACUUUGAAAGUGAUGAAAUUGUGGCAGUCUGUGCUGCCAUUGCAGAGAAGGAGAAAACUGUUUCAGCAGCUAAAACGGUAGUGAUUGUGUCUGCUUCAGGCACAGUAGAGACUGUUACUGAGAAGGAGAAUUGUCCAACAACUCCUGAUGAAACCCUUUUCAUCAGAGCCCGAUAGGGCAGCCUUAUGGGUUGCCAGUACUGUUUUAAGAACGAGAGUCAUUUAUUGUAUUGUGCUGGCUUUGGUUUUGUUUUUAAGCAGUGGGAGAGCUUACAAAAGUUAAAGAACUCAAUUAUUUUUCUC